Molecule: messenger RNA, 2337 nt
Organism: Symbiodinium sp. CCMP2592
Lineage: Eukaryota; Dinophyceae; Suessiales; Symbiodiniaceae
Source: the annotation of a GenBank genome assembly
AUGCAGCUCCUCCUGUCGCUGCUGCGACUGCCGCAGGAGGAUAUCAACGAGGCCUUCCACUCGGGGACUGUCGGACUGCGCACGUUGCAGCGUGUCAUCUACCCCAACAUCACGCCGGAGGAGCUGCACGUGGAUCAGAUGGACCCGCUUAGCUUUAUUGGGAACUGUCCCAUCAAGCCCGCGAACUUCAUCUAUCGGAAUGUGAUCCGCACGAUGUGUCUACUACUUGCUCACCAUGAGAUGGGCCCUAGGGUGCAGCAAGCCAUCACCCCGAGCAACGUGGUUCCGACGUGCCUCUUCGCCUUGUCUGGAUGCGAGGACACCUACGUGCAGGUGUAUGGUUUCCUGCUGGUCGCGAACUUCUCCCGGGACAGGAGCCUGCUCUACAACUUCCUCAACGAGUCUGGCGUGAUCAACGAGCUGCUCACGACGAUCAGGCGAGCCGGGCCCAGCGCGAGCCAGCCCGAGGAGCAGGUUCCAGUCAAGGACAAGCUCGCAACCGUGACCGGACCAUGGAGCAGCGUCGCCGUCUCGCGGAACCGCUUCAUGCUGGCCAUGUCGGCUCUGACAAACUUUGCAGAGCGCGUCAAGGAGAAGUACCGUGGCGACGAUGGGGAGAUCCCUGUGAAUCCAGACAUGAAGGAUGACGGUGGCCUCGUGAUCUCCAACCGAAUUACACUGAACAAGCUGACGUCCAAUUGCUUGCGAGACCUGGACACCUCGGGCAUGGAGAGAAGGCUUGCCGAGAUGACGCCGACAGAGGAGUUCAUCUCCAUGCUUCGCGUCCUGAUCGCGGCGAACAACUUCACUGCCAAAGUGGAGCUCGAGGAUCCCGGGCGCGGUGGCGAGGUUAAGCUGGAAGCGAUGGACACCUCGUACGUGAACCUCCUCGGCGACGACAGGAAAGCCAAAGAUGCCUUGGUCCUACAGCCAUUGCGCCACGACUUCCGGAGCUUGGGUAUCCUCCACAGCAAGACGACGGGAAUGCUUGAGGUGAUCAAGCAGUGCAUGGCCGCCGGGCAGGCCCCUUCCCUGAUGUCGGUGAUCGUGGAGUGUCUGACUGGCCUCACCUUUCUCAGCCCGCUGAGCAUCCGGGCGCCGCUGACCGCGUACAGGAUCUCCCAGGGCUGUCCCGAGUGGCUGCAGCCAAGUCUCAUGGCGCUCAUCGCCAACUCCCUGGCGGAUCCUGCCCGAAUCAAGCAAUUCGACGAGGAAGAGCCUGAGUGUAUGAUCCGCGCGAGAUCGGACUACCUCUUUCCCAUGCUUGCCACCUCCACGCUGGAGAUUCGGCAGAAGGUCUUGGGAGUCUUGGCGAAUGCCGCAGCGCAAGACGAUCUGCUUGAAUUCAUCGUGAACUCCGGGGUCUUCCGAACUUGCAAGGCGAUCCCGGGCAAGGGCUGGUUCGUGGAGCACUUCGCUUUGAUGAUCGAGCUGACGCGCAUGCUCACGAACCUGACCUGUCGCCCGAACACGCACGAGGCUGUUAUGACGCCGGAUACGAUGGCUUUCCUCCGCGACGUGCUUCGUCACUGUGCUGUGCUCUUCCACACAGUACAGCUGGACAAGGAGAACAAGGAUGAAGACAAGUACGACUACUAUGAGGUGUUCUUCGAUCACGAAGAUGCACCACCGCUUGGCUUGAGGAUCCGUUGGGAGCUUCCGCCGCAGCUGACGGAGGUCCUGCCCAACACCCCGGCAGCACGCGCCGGUGAAGAGCUCCGCCCCGGAGACCAACUCGUCGAGGUGAAUGGAAAAGAUGUGACAGAACUGGAACAAGGCGACAUCGCCCCGAUGUUUGAAGCGCGGCCGCUGAAGCUGCUCUUCCGCCGAAAGCCGGAGCCUGUCGAGGUGACGGCUCUUGAAAGCGCACAGAAGGGAUUCUGGGGCGGCCUUAGCGCAGAUGCUGUUGGACUUCACAUUCCGGUCGUGAUUGACGAGACCAACAUGAAGAUCGUGGGGAACAUUCGUGUGGAGCAAGUUUCCAAGGUUUCGGCUUAUGGCGACUCUGCUCAAUACCUGGAGUGCUUCAACCUGGCGGUUCUGGUCGUGCACAACCUGGCCGUGCAGGCGAGCAACUUGGAGCUGCUCCACAGCGAGCCACGCAUUCUCAUGACCCUCUUGGAGGUCGGGAAGGGGAGCCGCUUUCAGGUCAUGCCGGCAGAUGCCACAUCACCAUCACUUCGUCGACUGAUCUUCUCGACGCUGACCUGCCUCUGCCAGGAGAGAGCAGUGUCAGGUCGGAUUUUCCAUGCCAUGGCAGAAUACUUCCAGAACUGCCAGAAGACGGACGCAUCGCUCCAUAAGUACAUCAUGUGUUCCUUGGUCUUCGGGGUUUAG